Zingiber officinale is the source of this 761-nucleotide messenger RNA. Its product is annotated as upstream activation factor subunit spp27-like. The record is from RefSeq and is a predicted model, not a curated record. Gene Ontology annotation, cellular component: nucleus. Bases 300 to 569 code for a protein of 89 amino acids. NCBI's taxonomy places the organism in Eukaryota, Viridiplantae, Streptophyta, Magnoliopsida, Zingiberales, Zingiberaceae. The transcript is spliced from 2 exons.
CCUAUCUUCCGAAAACCUCCCGAACCCCUCUCAUAACUUCUCAUCUCUCGCCUUCUCCAUCCAACUCCUCUUCUCACGACCUCUCCGUCCAACUCCUCUCCGACAAACCCCUCUCCGACGAACCCCUCUUCGCGAACCUCUCCUCUAAACUCCUCUCCGUCAAGACUGCGGGCAAAAUUCCCUCACCUUAUUCCUUCACCUCUUCGUCAAAUAGCAAAUUCCCUAAUCGUCCCAUUUUCUUUCUUAUACCUAGACACAUUAAAACCGCGACAGGGUGACGGCAGCAACAGCCAAUAGCCAUGUCUAGGGUUUUAGGAACUUGCAGGGUGCUCAUGGCGGCGGCUAAGGACGGGUCCAAGGAAGCAUCAACGAAGGCGGUGGCCAAGGGGGCGGCGAAGCCCAAGGGGGCCUUUCAUCGGAAGCUGCCUAUGUCUCCAGCGAUGAGCAAAUUCCUCGGCGUCCCAGAAAUCACACGGGUGGAUGCCGUCAAAAAGAUCUGGGAGCACAUCAAAGCAAACCAGCUCCAGAUACAUAGUGGUAGGUGUUUUGUCCCAGUCUCAAGCCGAUAAUCCUUUUUUAUCAGUAUAUCUAGUAGAAGGAAGCAUGCAAAUCGUUGUCUUCGAGGUCGGUUAGCUAUUUUGUGCUUUUUUUUUGUUUUAAAUUCGAAUGUCACUAUCUACUUUGAAACAAAACUAUUUAGUCUUUGUGUAUAGUUGAAUUCUCCUGUAAAUACUAAUACUUUGUAAUUGAAUUCUAUUGUU